AUGUGUCAUCUGUUCUUUGAUAGAGGAGAUACUCUAAGCGACUGUAGCGGUGUCGUCACACUGACAGGCAUGUUAUUUCUGUUCGCCGAUAUCACUGAAGAUAGGUGUUUUCUCUGGCAUUACACUCAUGACCUUGAUCUGGCACGUAGACUUCAACAGAGCGUUGCAAGAGCGAACGAUCUUAGUCAAAAUAUCCUUGGUAAAUUUCCCAAGAUUCGUAAGUUCAAACAGAGACUGGAUGUUCUGGACAAGCAGCCAAUGGUGUUUAUGGUGUCCCACCCUCACGGAUGUAGCAAGCAGGUCAGCAUAGGUCGCUGGACAUGCGCAGAAGAGAUUAACAGUGAAAUGAGCUCAUUUUUAUACAGCACUGGAAGUUGUCCGGGAUCUAGUGGAGCUCAUGUGUGUGAGUUGCAGUGGUUCGGAGGCCCAUCUAUGGGUAAAAAAUAUUCAGCGAUACCUCACUGUGGGGCUUCCGAGGGGCAACUUGGGACCAACUUUUGCCGUGUCUACAGAGAGUGGCUAACACCAAACUUCGUUUCCCUGGAAAUGUUGCAACUGCAUACAGGACCAUGGGAAGACAACUUCUGUAGUGUAGAAGAGCAAGAUCGGAACCAGCAUUACGCCGACUGUAAGAAGAAUCCAGGACACGAGAAUUUCUUUUCUGUUGACACCUUCAGUAUGGACCAUCUCCCGCCUUCCUACCGAAGUAAUAACCUCAUGGAAUUUAUAAAACUGGUGUCAGAUCUGACUGUCCGUGUGACAGUCAACUAUGUCAGUGAGAACAGACCUGAGACUGUCCCGGGAACUGCCAUCCCGUACCCGUGGUCCAGUAACAGGGGCAGUCGCCUGACGAGGGUAGGCACUGGCUGGAUUGCACAUGUAAAAGUAUAUGACAAUAAAGAAUGUUACUGUAAAAAAUGCAAGGAUUCUCCAGAAUCAAAACCAACGGUGGCUUAUAUUACCAUGAGGACGUCAAAUCAUCUUGUUUACGAUGAACUGGAGGCAGAGCACACAACUUGUGAGCUGUUGUCUUCUUCUGGAGAAAUACUGGCAACCUGCCAAAAUCUCGAUAAACUCGACGAUGCGGAGUUUUAUAACAAUGAGACCACUAACGGCACAUGCAGAGUUAAAUAUUCCAUACAUAACAUGGAUCUUGUACACAGUCUUCAAAAUAAGAUAUACGUGUUGGCACGUGGUCUUGUUAAUCCGAUACUGAAUAAUUCUUUGAAAUCCACGAAACACGUCAAAGUAAACGACGGCGAAUAUAGUAAACAAAAAAACUCUGUUCUAUAUUUUGUGGUCUCUCACCCGCACGGAUGUGCCAAACAGGUCAGCAUUUGCUUCUGUGGUAACCCAGGUAACGCUGAUACAGAAGGAAGCCAGUGUUCACACACUUCCCUAGUUUGUCCAGGUUCUUGUGGGGCUCCCGUGAUUGAGCUGUCUAGGAGACUUGUCUAUCCUGUCUGUGAAUAA
Molecule: messenger RNA, 1473 nt
Organism: Candidula unifasciata
Lineage: Eukaryota; Metazoa; Mollusca; Gastropoda; Stylommatophora; Geomitridae
Source: the annotation of a GenBank genome assembly